This is a messenger RNA of Lodderomyces beijingensis, 747 nucleotides long. NCBI's taxonomy places the organism in Eukaryota, Fungi, Ascomycota, Pichiomycetes, Serinales, Debaryomycetaceae. The record is from the annotation of a GenBank genome assembly.
AUGGCUCGUCAAUUCUUUGUUGGAGGUAACUUCAAAGCUAACGGAACCAAGAAACAGGUGACUCAAAUCAUUGACAAUUUAAACUCACAGGAAUUGCCCAAGGAAGUCGAAGUUGUCAUUGCUCCUCCAUCAUUGUACAUUGACUUGGCAGUCAAGGAAAACAAGCAACCUACAGUUCAAGUUGGUGCUCAAAACGUGUUCAACAAGCCCCCUGGGGCAUACACCGGUGAAUUGACCGCUGAGCAAAUCCUCGAUGUCGGUGCUACCUGGACUUUGACCGGUCACUCGGAAAGAAGAACCAUCAUCAAGGAAAGCGAUGAGUUCAUCGCUGAAAAGACCAAAUACGCUUUGGACAAUGGCUUGAAAGUCAUCUUGUGUAUCGGUGAGACCUUGGACGAGAGAAAAUCUGACGUGACUUUACAAGUUUGCGCUAGGCAAUUGGAUGCUGUUUCCAAGAUUGUUUCCGACUGGAAAAACAUUGUUGUUGCUUACGAGCCCGUCUGGGCCAUUGGCACUGGUUUAGCUGCUACUCCCGAUGACGCACAAGAGACCCACAAGGGAAUCAGAGAGCACUUGGCCAAGACCAUUGGCAAAGAGCAGGCUGAAGCUACUAGAAUCUUGUACGGCGGUUCCGUUAACGGCAAGAAUGCUCCUGACUUCCGGGACAAGGCUGACAUUGACGGAUUCUUGGUUGGUGGUGCUUCUUUGAAACCCGAGUUUGUUGACAUCAUCAAGUCUAGAUUGUAA